Liolophura sinensis is the source of this 1615-nucleotide messenger RNA. RefSeq lists its product as uncharacterized. Lineage: Eukaryota; Metazoa; Mollusca; Polyplacophora; Chitonida; Chitonidae. The record is from RefSeq and is a predicted model, not a curated record. The coding region runs from base 824 to 1615 and encodes 263 amino acids. Gene Ontology annotation, biological process: lipid biosynthetic process. Gene Ontology annotation, molecular function: acyl-[acyl-carrier-protein]-UDP-N-acetylglucosamine O-acyltransferase activity. The transcript is spliced from 2 exons.
ACAACAUGACUUUUUAUUGCACAGCAAAUUCUCUUCAGAGAUUCACCAGUCCACUGAGUCAACAAAAGUGUUUAUUAAAAAAAAAUAAAAUUCCACGUGGAUCUCCCUUUGCAUGACAAUGAUGAUUUCUUAAAAUCAACAGAAAACCAAAUGUGUAUAAUCCCUGAUUUAAUACAUUCUGUUUGAAUGGCAGAAUCUGCUGAAAAAAACGAAAUGGUGCGUUUAGUCGCAGAGGAAAAGGAAGUUCACGGAUUCAUGACAAUUCAAGAGAAAACAUGAAUGCAAAAUAGGACAGCACCUUUAAUAGGAACACAUAAAGCAAAACUUUGUGUCACUGUCUAAAAAUGGCAGGGGAAUUAUGAAUGUAACAAAUGCCAAAUUACAUGUGUCUCACACCUCACUUUUGGACAUUGCAUGAUCAAUGUUUGGUCAAUCUCACUGUGAUUAAUGAAGAACAACACAGGUAGUUGGGUGUGAAAUUAUUUCCAGCAAAGCUAAUGUUAUGUGCUCUGCUGCUAAAGGGAGACAACUCCCUCACCACUGUCUAUCACUUGAGUUAUUCAGAACUGGCAGAGCUCAGUAGCCUCUUCCAUUGUUUACAUUGGCUGACGCUUAAGAUUCGAACACAAUUUCCAACAUUGAUGAAUGUUUUUCAUGCACAUACAAAAUUCUCUGUCUGAUGAAUAAACUGGCUUACUGACACAAGGAUUUACUUGAACGACUAACAAAGAUAUAUUCCUUCAAAUUAUUAAAAGAGCUAAGUAAAUCCAGUUCUGAGAAGACCCAGAAAAAUGAAACAUGACCAAAUGAUCUAAAAAUAUUAAUGAUGAAGGUCAAAAUAGGCAGCUGGUGUCAGGUUAAGGAGAGAGCCAAAAUAGGCAGCUGGUGUCAGGUUAAGGAGAGAGCCAAAAUAGGCAGCUGGUGUCAGGUUAAGGAGAGAGCCAAAAUAGGCAACUGGUGUCAGGUUAAGGAGAGAGCCAAGAUAGGCAGCUGGUGUCAGGUUAAGGAGAGAGCCAAAAUAGGCAGCUGGUGUCAGGUUAAGGAGAGAGCCAAAAUAGGCAGCUGGUGUCAGGUUAAGGAGAGAGCCAAAAUAGGCAGCUGGUGUCAGGUUAAGGAGAGAGCCAAGAUAGGCAAUUGGUGUCAGGUUAAGGAGAGAGCCAAGAUAGACAGUUGGUGUCAGGUUAAGGAGAUAGCCAAAAUAGGCAGCUGGUGUCAGCUUAAGGAGAGAGCCAAGAUAGACAGUUGGUGUCAGGUUAAGGAGAGAGCCAAGAUAGACAGUUGGUGUCAGGUUAAGGAGAGAGCCAAGAUAGGCAGCUGGUGUCAGCUUAAGGAGAGAGCCAAGAUAGACAGUUGGUGUCAGGUUAAGGAGAGAGCCAAGAUAGGCAAUUGGUGUCAGGUUAAGGAGAGAGCCAAUAUACAGUUGGCGUCAGCUGGUGUCAGGUUAAGGAGAGAGAAGAAAAUAGGUAGCUGGUGUCAGGUUAAGGAGAGAGCCAAAAUAGGCAGCUGGUGUCAGGUUAAGGAGAGAGCCAAGAUAGGCAAUUGGUGUCAGGUUAAGGAGAGAGCCAAGAUAGACAGUUGGUGUCAGGUUAAGGAGAGAGCCAAGAUAGACAGUUGA